This is a messenger RNA of Nicotiana tabacum (common tobacco), 7034 nucleotides long. RefSeq names its product DExH-box ATP-dependent RNA helicase DExH12-like. The record is from RefSeq and is a predicted model, not a curated record. Gene Ontology annotation, molecular function: ATP hydrolysis activity; ATP binding; nucleic acid binding. Gene Ontology annotation, cellular component: nucleus. Lineage: Eukaryota; Viridiplantae; Streptophyta; Magnoliopsida; Solanales; Solanaceae.
UCCAAUCCCAAUAGCUAGGCGGUUUUCAACUAGUAAAACUCAUACUUUUUCAAUCCAAUCAGGAAAAUCCUAAUUGGGAUACAAUCGGGGCGGUUCCAAAACUGAACUUUUCUAGUCCAACCCCAAUUGGGAUUCUGUCAACUAUAUAUAUAGGAUCUGUUAUCGUCCGCUUCAUCGUAUAUUGCUUUCACUUUAGAAUCUCUUCGUCGUACUUGAUUUUUUUUUCAGAUGGCCGAUUCGGGUGGUGGUGCAGAGGCACAUGCACGUAUGAAACAGUAUGAAUACCGAGCAAACUCAAAUCUUACCCUAACCACCGAUUCUCGUCGUCCUCGUGAUAUUCAUGAACUGACCGGUGAACCUGAGUCUCUUUAUGGCAGAAUAGACCCCAAAACAUUUGGUGAUCGAGCUUACAGAGGUAGACCAUCUGAGAAGGAUAGGAAGAAAAAGGAGCGGCAAUGGGACACACUUGCCUCUGAGCCUAAAAGACGACGACUUCUUCAGGAAGAAAGUGUUCUUAAUUUAACUGAUGAGGAAGGUGGAGUUUACCAGCCUAAAACUAUGGAAACUAGGGCUGCUUAUGAAGCCAUGCUCAGCCUUAUUCAGCAGCAAAUUGGCGGGCAGCCCUUUAGUGUUGUGAGUGGGGCUGCUGAUGAGAUAUUGGCCGUGUUAAAAGACGGCAACUUUAAGAACCCUGAAAAGAAAUUGGAAAUUCAUAAGCUGUUAAACCCUAUUUCGGACCAGGUGUUUGAUAAGUUGGUGUCGAUUGGGCAACUCAUCACUGACUACCAGUUAGAUGGCCACGUUGAUAGUGAUGAAGCUCUUGAUUAUGAUGUUGGUGUGGCAGUUGAGUUUGAGGAGAAUGAAGACGAAGAAGAAGAUGAAGAAAGCGAGAUUGAUGAUGAAGAGGAUGAUGAUGUUGUGCUGGAAGCCAAUGGUUCUGGCUCAAUGCAAAUGGGCAGUGGCAUUGAUGAAGAUGAGAUGCAGGAGUCGGAUGAAGGAAUGGCUUUGAAUGUUCAGGACAUAGAUGCUUAUUGGCUUCAAAGAAAGAUUUCUCAAGCUUACCAGCAGCAGAUGGAUCCGCAACAGAGCCAAAAGCUUGCUGAAGAAGUUCUUAAAAUUCUUGCUGAAAGGGAUGAUGAUCGCCAAGUAGAAACCAAGCUACUGGUUCAUCUCCAAUUUGACAAGUUCAGUCUCAUCAAAUAUCUUCUAGGGAACCGGCUUAAGGUAGUAUGGUGUACCCGUCUUGCAAGGGCUGAAGACCAAGAGAAAAGGAAGAGAAUUGAAGAAGAGAUGUUGGCUUUGGGGCAAGAUCAUGCUGCCAUAUUAGAGCAGUUGCGCGCGACUAGGGUUACAGCAAAAGAGAGGCAGAAGAAGUUGGAAAAAAACAUUAGGGAAGAGGCUCGGUCUCUUAAAGAUGAGACUGGUGGUGUUGAUGGUAACGGGGAUAGUAAGGCACUUAUAGAUAGAGAUGUUGAUAAUGGUGGACAGCAUGAGUUGCUUGAUCUUGACAGCCUUACAUUUCAUCAAGGUGGUUUAUUGAUGUCAAAUAAGACAUUAGAGCUUCCAGCGGGGUCUUAUAGGAGUCAUAAGAAGGGCUAUGAGGAAGUUCAUGUACCAGCAUUGAAGUCCAAGCCACUAGCCCCUGGCCAAGAGCUUGUGAAGAUAUCGUCCAUUCCAGAGUGGGCUCAACCAGUGUUUAGCGGGAUGACCCAAUUGAACAAGGUGCAGAGUAAAGUAUAUGAAACUGCCCUCUUUACCCCAGAGAACAUUUUGCUCUGUGCUCCGACUGGUGCUGGGAAGACCAAUGUAGCUAUGUUUACUAUACUUCAGCAAAUUGCACUAAACCGCAACGAAGAUGGAUCAUUCAACCACAACAAUUAUAAGAUUGUAUAUGUGGCACCCAUGAAAGCCCUUGUUGCGGAAGUGGUUGGUAAUCUCUCCAAGCGGUUGGAACAUUAUGGUGUCAAGGUGAAAGAGUUGAGCGGUGAUCAAACAUUAACUCGUCAACAGAUUGAAGAGACUCAAAUUAUUGUGACUACCCCAGAGAAGUGGGAUAUUAUAACAAGAAAGUCAGGCGAUCGCACGUAUAUGCAGCUUGUUAAACUUGUUAUUAUUGAUGAGAUACAUCUCCUUCAUGACAAUCGAGGGCCUGUCCUGGAGAGUAUCAUUGCGAGAACUGUUAGACAGAUUGAAACCACAAAAGAGCAUAUUCGGCUUGUUGGAUUAUCAGCAACUCUUCCAAAUUAUGAGGACGUGGCUGUGUUUUUGCAAGUUGAUCGGAACAAAGGACUCUUUCAUUUUGACAAUAGCUAUAGACCUGUACCGUUGGCUCAACAGUAUAUUGGUAUUACUGUUAAGAAGCCACUGCAGAGAUUCCAGUUGAUGAAUGAUGUUUGCUAUGAGAAGGUGAUUAGUGUUGCAGGAAAGCAUCAGGUGCUUAUUUUUGUCCAUUCAAGGAAAGAAACAGCUAAAACAGCUCGGGCAAUACGGGAUACUGCACUUGCUAAUGACACCCUUGGUAAGUUUUUGAAGGAGGAUAGUUUAACUUGGGAAAUUCUACAGUCUCAAACUGAGCUUAUCAAGAGCAAUGACCUCAAAGAUGUUCUACCAUAUGGUUUUGCGAUUCACCAUGCGGGGUUGGCUAGAACUGAUCGGCAACUUGUGGAGGAGCUUUUUGCUGCUGGCCAUGUGCAAGUUUUGGUUUCAACAGCAACCUUAGCUUGGGGUGUCAAUUUACCUGCACAUACUGUCAUUAUAAAGGGCACUCAGAUAUACAAUCCUGAAAAAGGAGCCUGGACUGAACUCAGUCCCCUUGAUGUUAUGCAGAUGCUUGGCCGUGCGGGAAGGCCUCAAUAUGACACUUAUGGUGAAGGAAUCAUCAUAACUGGACACACACAAUUGCAAUAUUAUCUUUCUUUAAUGAAUCAGCAGCUUCCUAUUGAAAGUCAACUAAUAUCUAAGUUGCCUGAUCAAUUGAACGCAGAGAUUGUCCUUGGGACGGUGCAGAAUGCCAAAGAGGCAUGCAAGUGGCUCCUCUAUACUUACCUCUGUGUUCGAAUGCUACGAAAUCCCACUCUUUAUGGUCUCAAAACUGACUUUGCUUUGGAGGAAAGGUGUGCUGACUUGGUUCAUUCUGCAGCUACAUUACUGGACAAAAACAACCUGAUUAAGUAUGAUAGAAAAAGUGGAUAUUUUCAGGUGACUGACCUGGGUCGCAUUGCUAGCUAUUACUACAUAACUCAUGGGACAAUUUCCACAUACAAUGAGCACUUGAAACCGACGAUGGGUGAUAUUGAGCUUUGUAGACUCUUCUCUCUCAGUGAGGAGUUCAAAUAUGCAACGGUAAGACAAGAUGAGAAGAUGGAAUUGGCAAAGCUUCUGGAUCGUGUUCCCAUUCCUAUCAGAGAGAGUCUUGAGGAGCCCAGUGCCAAGAUCAAUGUUCUACUGCAGGCAUAUAUUUCGCAGCUGAAGCUCGAAGGGUUGUCUUUGUCAUCGGACAUGGUUUAUAUAACUCAGAGUGCUGCACGUCUCAUGCGAGCUCUUUUUGAGAUAGUUCUGAAAAGAGGAUGGGCUCAGUUAGCUGAGAAGGCCUUGAAAUGGUGCAAAAUGAUAAGCAAAAGGAUGUGGAGUGUACAGACACCACUUCGCCAAUUCCAUGGCAUACCAAAUGAGAUCUUGAUGAAGUUGGAGAAGAAAGAUUUGGCUUGGGAGCGUUAUUAUGAUCUUUCAUCACAAGAAUUGGGAGAGCUUAUCCGGUCCCCAAAGAUGGGAAGGACGUUACACAAGUUUAUUCAUCAGUUCCCAAAGCUGAACCUCACAGCACAUGUUCAACCAAUUACCCGGUCAGUUUUGAGGGUAGAAUUGACUAUUACACCAGAUUUCCGAUGGGACGACAAGGUUCAUGGUUUUGUAGAACCUUUCUGGGUGAUUGUUGAAGAUGAUGAUGGAGAAUAUAUUCUUCACUAUGAAUAUUUCAUGCUGAAGAAGCAGUAUAUUGAUGAAGACCAUACUUUGAACUUCACAGUCCCAAUAUAUGAGCCAUUGCCCCCUCAAUAUUUCAUUCGCGUUGUCUCAGACAGAUGGCUAGGGUCCGAAACUGUUUUGCCAGUCUCUUUCCGACACCUGAUUUUGCCUGAAAAAUAUCCUCCUCCCACCGAGUUACUAGACUUACAACCUCUGCCAAUAACUGCAUUGAGGAAUCCAGCAUAUGAAGCACUUUGUCAAGAUUUUAAGCAUUUCAAUCCGGUUCAGACUCAGGUUUUCACAGUGUUGUACAAUUCAGAUGACAAUGUUUUGGUUGCAGCUCCAACUGGUAGUGGGAAGACCAUUUGUGCUGAAUUUGCCAUAUUGAGGAAUCAUCAGAAAGGACCUGAUAGUGCCAUGCGUGCUGUAUAUAUAGCUCCACUAGUGGCUCUUGCCAAGGAGCGAUUCAGUGAUUGGAAGAAGAAAUUUGGAGACUCUCUGGGGAUGAGAGUUGUUGAAUUAACUGGGGAGACAACCAGUGAUCUGAAGCUGUUGGAGAAGGGUCAAUUAAUUAUCAGCACGCCUGAGAAAUGGGAUGCUUUAUCUCGUCGUUGGAAACAGCGUAAGCAUGUUCAGCAAGUCAGUCUUUUCAUAAUCGAUGAGUUGCAUCUGAUUGGUGGUCAAGGUGGCCCAAUCCUGGAGGUAAUCGUCUCUCGGAUGAGAUAUAUCUCAAGCCAGGUUGAGAACAAGAUCCGGAUCAUCGCUUUGUCAACUUCCCUAGCUAAUGCCAAGGAUUUGGGAGAAUGGAUUGGGGCUACAUCUCAUGGGCUCUUCAACUUUCCUCCUACUGUCAGGCCUGUGCCACUGGAAAUACACAUUCAGGGUAUUGAUAUUGCUAACUUUGAAGCUAGGAUGCAAGCCAUGACAAAGCCCACAUAUACUGCAAUAGUCCGACAUGCAAGGAAAGGAAAACCUGCAAUCGUGUAUGUUCCUACAAGGAAGCAUGCACGCUUGACUGCCCUAGAUCUGAUGACUUAUUCAAGCAUGGACAGCGAAGACACACCUAUAUUUCUGCUACGAUCUGCAGACGAGUUGGAGCCUUUUGUCAACAGGAUCAAUGAAUCUAUGCUGAAGGAGACACUCAAAUAUGGCGUGGGCUACUUGCAUGAGGGAUUGAGUGGCAAUGAUCAGGCUAUAGUGAAAACAUUGUUUGAAACUGGAUGGAUUCAAGUGUGUGUAAUGAACAGUACAAUGUGUUGGGGAGUAGCAGUAUCUGCACAUUUGGUGGUGGUCAUGGGAACUCAAUACUAUGAUGGUAGGGAAAAUGCACAGUACACUGAUUAUCCGGUUACUGAUUUGUUGCAGAUGAUGGGUCAUGCUAGUCGUCCUCUUGUAGAUAGCUCUGGGAAGUGUAUCAUCCUCUGCCAUGCACCACGGAAGGACUACUAUAAGAAGUUCUUGUAUGAAGCAUUCCCAGUUGAAAGCCAUCUGCAGCACUAUCUCCAUGACAAUUUGAAUGCUGAGGUGGUUACUGGAGUUAUUCAGAACAAGCAGGAUGCUGUGAAUUACCUAACAUGGACCUUCAUGUACAGAAGGCUGACACAGAAUCCAAAUUACUACAAUCUGCUGGGUGUUGGUCACAGGCAUCUCUCUGACCACCUCUCGCAGCUGGUGGAGAAUGCUAUCAGUGACUUGGAGGCAAGCAAAUGUGUCGCCGUUGAGGAUGACUUUUUGCUUUCACCUAUGAAUCUUGGCAGGAUAGCGUCAUAUUAUUAUAUCAGUUACACGACAAUAGAGCGUUUUAACUCUUCUUUGACCUCCAAAACGAAGUUGAAGGGCAUGCUGGAAAUAUUGGCUUCAGCUUCGGAAUAUGAACAGUUGCCUAUACGACCAGGUGAGGAGGAGUUGAUAAGAAGGUUGAUUCAUCACCAGCGUUUCUCUUUUGAGAAUCCGAUAUACACAGAUCCUCACAUAAAGGCUAAUGCUCUUUUGCAAGCCCAUUUCUCUAGGCAAGUGGUGGGUGGCAAUCUCGUUUCUGACCAGCAAGAGGUGCUUGUUUCUGCUACUAGGCUGCUUCAAGCAAUGGUUGAUGUUAUUUCCAGCAAUGGAUGGUUUAGUCUAGCAAUUCUAGCAAUGGAGGUAAGCCAGAUGGUGACACAGGGAAUGUGGGUACGUGAUUCUGUGCUUCUCCAGGUUCCACACUUCACAGAGGAAUUGGCUAGCAAGUGCCUAGAAAAUCCAGGAAAGAGUAUAGAGACAGUGUUUGAUUUAGUGCAGAUGAAAGUUGACGAGAAGCGUGAGCUCUUUCAAAUGUCGGACUUAGAGCUUAUGGAUAUUGAACGGUUCUGUAAUCGGUUUCCAGACAUUGAUUUGACAUAUGAUGUGCUGGAGAGUGAUAAUGUGAGGGCUGGAGACCAUGUAAGUGUGCAGGUAACCCUUGAGCGAGAUAUUAAGGGUAGAACAGAGGUUGGGCCUGUUUUUGCACCCAGAUAUGCUAAAGCCAAGGAAGAAGGAUGGUGGCUUGUUGUUGGCGAUACAAAGAGCAACCAAUUACUGGCCAUUAAGAGAGUUACGUCCCUCCAAAGGAAGUGUAGUGUCAAGCUGGAGUUUGCUGCGCCUGCAGAAGCUGGAACGAGGACCUACACACUCUAUUUUGUCUGCGACUCUUAUUUUCUGGCCUGUGAUCAGGAAUAUAGUUUUACUCUUGAUGUUAAAGAAGCAAUGGCUGAAGAUAACAAUGGUAAGAGAUUGAUGUAGCGUUUCUUUUCUUUUUUUUGGAGAACAUACUCUAAAUGCUUAGUUUAUUACCAUAGACAAGCUAGUGGUGAUUAGUUGUGUGGCUCUCUGCUUUAGAUCCUUCUUUUUCGAUAGAGACUAGAUUUCAAUGGCAAUUGUGCAGCUGCCUAAUAGGUUUGAAAUGCUGGUGGGAUGGCACGUCAACCCACCAGUGGUGAUUAGUUAUUUGAUAUCAGUAUUGGUUUUCUCUCACUUAGAGGUUUCUGGUUCUGCCUUGUCCCUUCCCUGUCAACCCUUUACAAUAUAUAGGGAAGCUUAUUUGUACCACAAAGCUA